AUGUCCCUUUCAUGCCGAGCAGCCAAAUCCUGCCGGAUUUGCUCCCCCGGCGCAUCGCAGCACAUCAUCCAGCUGUCGCAACGAUCCGGAGUUCGAAGAUUUGGUUCCUUCAUUCGAAAUUCACGGCCCGCGCUUCCUUCGACAAUUUACAGCGAAUCUAAGCAUGCUAUAAUCGCAGGAGCAAGUGGGAGAAAAUGGCGGCAGGGUAAAGUUCGAGAAUUAGCGACAAAUACACCUCCAGAGGUCCCAGAUUUGACAGGUCGGAAAGAGGAGAUUUAUACUUUGAUUGAUACCAUCCACGAACAUGAAGAUGAACUUGCGGAGUUAUUUGAAGAUUUUCUGCCAUUUGAUGAAUUUUCUCAUAUCAUCGAUACACGAAGUUGGGGCAUGGACGAUGUGUUCAGCGCCACGAUCGGCCAUAGGAAUUACGAAUCGCUUGAGAAUAAAGUGCGAAACGCCAGACAACAAUUUGGCGAAUACCUACCGGAAGACCACUUGAACGAGCCAGAAUUGGAGCUUUACAAUCGAUUGUAUGGCGAGGCUUUAUUUAGACCGGCCGAAUCGGACGUGAUUGACGAACGAGAGCCGGAUAUACUGUUGAGAGAUGAUGGAGAGGGAGGCUACGAGGAAAUUGAUGUCCCACCUGUCGACGCCGAAGGGGAGAUACCUGUGGCAUACGCAAUGGAGCAAGAGAUCUUGGACGCAGAUGAAGAAAUCCCCAUGAACCGUGCGAAACAAGUCGCAGAGCGAUUGGGUGGCAUCUUGCUGGAGCCGGGGUCAGAAGUCGAAGAGGAAGAAUCAGAAAGCGGUCCUAGAAUACAUCCGCUGACUGCGGCUGGAAAAUACUCUACCGAGCCAAGAACUGUAUUUAUCCCCAAGGAUUCAGUAACUGGCCCGAUUUCAGUCAUUCUGUCCAACUAUUCCAACAAACACAUCGCUGAAGCUGCCCACAAAGUUUUUGGGGGGCAACGACUGCCGCAUUCUACGACCACCUUGCCACCCAGUGCUCAAAUUGCCCAAACGCCCAUUCCGCUCUCCGCUUCUCAACACCAAAUGAGUGAUAUGGAAGCAAAUGCGUACCUUGCCGCUCUCUACCCUGGCAUCUAUGCGUCUACACUUAGCGUGCUCGCCGAGGUUAGAAAACGUCUUGGCAGUAAAUGGCUACGAGAUUUGAUGAUGCAGGAAACAGGACCUCGAGUUUUGGAUGCUGGUGGCUCCGGAGCAGGAAUUCUAGCAUGGAGGGACGUUCUUCGGGCCGAGUACGAGACUAUGGUACCGGACCAUCCGAAAGAUGCGCCGAUUCCUACGGGCAAAUCUACUGUGCUAGCAGGGUCUGAUGCUCUACAAAUGCGUGCGAGCAUACUACUAGACAAUACAACAUUUCUCCCUCGACUCCCUGAUUACCUUCAUGUCCGUGAUAGCAGCACUUUAGAUGACGAGCGAGCACCGCCGAAGAGAAAACAGUUUGAUGUUAUUAUCGCCCCUCAUACCCUUCUUGAGAUUGACGAGGAUUAUCUACGAAAACAGCACGUGAAAAAUUUGUGGACCAUGCUGAACCCUAAUGGUGGAGUUUUGAUUCUAUUAGAAAAAGGCCGCCAAAAGGGAUUUGAGGCUAUAGCAGGAGCCAGAGAAAUGCUACUGGAAAAGCAUAUUGCCAGUCCUGGAUCAACCGAAUACGAAAGUCUAACGGAGUCCGGCGAUCAAGGGUCUAUUCAGAAGGAAGCUGGUAUGAUUAUCGCUCCUUGCACGAACCACGGCAAGUGCCCAAUGUAUCAUAUACACGGGCAUGCCAAGGGUCGAAGCGAUUACUGUCACUUCGAGCAACGAUAUAUUCGACCUCCAUUCUUGCAGCGUAUCGUCGGAGCCACAGAUCGCAACCACGAAGACGUCCAGUUCAGCUACGUAGCUGUUCAGCGAGGGGUUGACCUGCGACAGACGGAAUCUAUGGUCCAAGGCAAAGCCGCUACCGAUGCCGCAUUUGAAGGUUACGAAGAUAGUUUUUCUCCUGAAGAUGGUGAAUCGGCACAGACGUCUACCAUCAACCCACUAUCACUUCCACGCACUGUACUACCACCAAUGAAACGCCGCGGCCACGUCAUCUUCGACUUCUGCACACCCGAGGGCAAGAUUGAGCGAUGGACGGUCCCACGCUCAUUCAGCCGUCAAGCCUACCACGACGCCCGCAAAGCACGCUGGGGCGAUCUCUGGGCUCUGGGGGCCAAGACCCGAAUCCCACGAAAUCUGAAACUGGGCAGCGCAGCAAGCACAGAAAGCAAGAAGGAGAGACUACAACGUCGCGCAGCUACCAAGAUCGCCCAAAUGACUGGCGAUGAAGAAGCUGGCGAUGAGUUGAAUCUCGGACUGGAUGAAGUAGAAGAGCGAAAGGGAACAGCUGCGCCGGCGCUAGCGAAUGCGCUCCAGAAUCAGGCGAGGUCUUUGGAGCGGAGGAAGAAGGGGCAUAACAUUCCUACCUGGAAGAGACAUGCGGAUAAGAAGAAGAUCCGACAGGCUGUGAGGAAGGCUUCUUCAAAUACGGCGGAAGAGGAGUUCAUCUAG
Molecule: messenger RNA, 2556 nt
Organism: Talaromyces amestolkiae
Lineage: Eukaryota; Fungi; Ascomycota; Eurotiomycetes; Eurotiales; Trichocomaceae
Exons: 1
Coding region: 1-2556 (851 amino acids)
Biological process (GO): translation
Cellular component (GO): mitochondrial small ribosomal subunit
Molecular function (GO): structural constituent of ribosome; methyltransferase activity
Source: RefSeq, a predicted model, not a curated record